AAGCCAGUCCCGCGCCAAGCGCGCGGUCUGAGAUCCUUUCCCGAAGUCCCUUGCGCGGCACCUGGCGACAAAAUGGCUGCCCGAGGGAGACGGGCGGAGCCUCCGAGUCGGGAGGUGCCCGGCCCGGCGGGCGGCGGCAGGAGCCGAUGGGCUGAGUCGGGGCCGGGAACGUCACCCGAGAGCGGGGACGACGAGGUGUCGGGCUCAAGUCCGGUGUCCGGUGGUGUGAACUUGUUCGCCAACGACGGCAGCUUCCUGGAGCUGUUCAAGCGGAAGAUGGAGGAGGAGCAGCGGCAGCGGCAGGAGGAGCCACCCCCGGGCCCGCAGCGACCCGACCCAUCGGCCUCCGCCGCGGCGGGCCCUGGGAAUCCGAAGAGGAAGGGCGGCCCAGGCCCCACGCUCAGCUUCGUGGGCAAGCGCAGAGGCGGGAACAAACUAGCCCUCAAGACGGGAAUAGUAGCCAAGAAGCAGAAGACGGAGGAUGAGGUAUUAACAAGUAAAGGUGACGCAUGGGCCAAGUACAUGGCAGAAGUGAAAAAGUACAAAGCCCACCAGUGCGGUGAUGAUGAUAAAACUCGGCCCCUGGUGAAAUGACCCCUUCCCGGGUGCUCAUUACCUGGGACUCUCUGCGAUGUACAUAACUAUUUAAUGUGGUAAUGGCAGCGGCCUUCCUGGAGGACUGAUACACAGAAGGAAACCAAGGCGCUUCCCAUGGCCGCAGACCAUUCUCCAGGACUCUUUUUUUACCUUGAGCACUUGCCUCCUGAGACUUACUAGACCAGUGGUUUACUGUCCCCUUUCUUCCUACCACCUCGCUUUCUCUGGCUCUGUCUGUCUCUUCUUGCUGUCUCUCUCCUUUUAGCAGUCACUUCUGAGAAGUAAAGAACCUGAUUUAGUGCUGGA
Molecule: messenger RNA, 903 nt
Organism: Cricetulus griseus (Chinese hamster)
Lineage: Eukaryota; Metazoa; Chordata; Mammalia; Rodentia; Cricetidae
Source: RefSeq, a predicted model, not a curated record